Molecule: messenger RNA, 1674 nt
Organism: Aspergillus oryzae RIB40
Lineage: Eukaryota; Fungi; Ascomycota; Eurotiomycetes; Eurotiales; Aspergillaceae
Exons: 1
Coding region: 1-1674 (557 amino acids)
Source: RefSeq, a predicted model, not a curated record
AUGUCCCGCCCAAGUCUCAGUAUUGGAAGUGACUCCCUGCGAAGUUGUCUAGCGCCCCGUGAUCAAUCGUCCGACUCCGGAUCCGACAUCUGUUACGACACAGCCCUGCCACCCAUCACUUCCAAGCAGUUGAUUCUCAACUCUCGAUCGUGCCGCGGCUCCGAUCCGUCCAUCGUGGUAGGAAGUUUUCGUGGAAACCAAAAAGCCGCAGCAGCCCUCGGUUUCGCCCCGGACAUGUCGAGCAUGACGCGGGGGCCCAAUGCCCAUCGCCGGACCGGAAGCACCUUGAAAACCGUCAUGAGAAAAAUAUUCACCCGCAAAGCACGGGGUCAGGCGGACGGUUGUGAGGAGGUUUCUCCGGACUUUCGGCUCAACAAUUCCCAGGAAUCGCGGCCAGAGAAGGACACAACGAAUUACGCCGCGCUCUCGAAUUCAUUGAAAUCAAAAUACAGCAACCCGGCCCGGGACGAGCUCAAAGAUCCGAAAGCUUUUGAAGAUACAUUAUUAAAGCUCGAAAUGAGGCCACCCCGAACCCGCCGAGCCACGUUGCCCAGCUUAAUCUUCUCGGAAGAUGACGAGUCCCGUGAUGCCCUGGAUGCGUUGAUUCAUUCAGACCCCGCGGACAGUCGAAGUAAAAGCCCCCGCCUCGGCGACCAUGAUGAGCGACGGCGCGAGCUCCUGCGCAGCAAGCGACGCUCACGGAGCGCAACCGCUCUGCGGGGGUUGGCCAAGAACCACCGGAUGUCUCCGAUUCAAUGGAGAAGACGCAGUAUCGAAUCUUACGUCACGUCAACCGCCUGUGGCGCAACUUCCGAGACGGAUUUGGUGUCUAUUCGACCCCCGACACGGGGCACUGCAGUCAGUGCCCCUCAGACGGCUGUUGAGCCGUCCGUAGAUGGAGUGGACCCCUUAGAUGACCCUGUGGACGAAGAGCGCAUACCGCCAAAUGUCGGCACAUUGGUCAGCGCUAUGCAACACGACGAGAGUAUAUCAUUGGAGCAGCGAUUGACCACCUUGGAGGUGAAGUUGAUUGACCUCGAAUUUGCUAUUGCCCGCAUGCAGACCGAACGCAGUGAACCUUCUCCCACGGCGUCGGCAGGAAGGAAACAAUCACAGAAUUCGACCGAGCACAAGCGCAAAAAGUCUACGGCUCAGUCUCCACCAUCCGGCAGUGAGGCUACGUCCAGCGUCGGAUCGGCAGGAGAUCGACCCUUGAGCACCGCUACUAUCCGCCCCAGCGCACAGCACCUGCAUCGUUCAAAAACCUUACAAAGCCCCUCCUUAAGCUCACUCAGUGACCAUCACGCCGGAAUUUCCGUAGAGCAGUACAGCGCUUUGGUCAUGCUAUUACGACGAGAACAAAACGCCCGCCGCAGCCUCGAACACGAGGUCUCUGGCCUACGCUCGGAUAUCCAGCAGCUGCAACAGCUAGCCAGGAAUUCCAUGGGUCUCAAAACAAUGUACCCAAUUCGGAGCGCUGACUCGCAGGAGUUCAUCCGCCCGGACUCCAAUACGAUGGGGUAUUCACAGACUACUUCUGUCCAUACGGAACAGAAACUCGGUUCACCGUACGAGAGUGAUUCGGACUACGAUCGAUCCGACACGCCGAAGGAGGACACAUUUCGGCCGAGAUGGCCGCCAAACCGACGAGUGGAAAUCGGUAAUAUGAUCUGA